UUCUGGCUGUCGAUCAUAGCCCUCGGUACACCUUACACGCUGGACGACUUUUUCUGAUUUUUGUAGAGCCGUCUAACCUGCUGGCAGUUAGAUAUUUAAGAUACCGAUACGUCUCCGUUUUAUAGUCAGUUGUCGUUUAUGUAAACGCGAAUAUAGUGUUUGCUCGUUUAUUCUCGCGCUUUGUCAGGACCGAGAGACGCGGAAGGCUGCUGUUGACUUCUAAGCAAACUCUAAAGCUAGCUGUACGUGUAUGGAUAGUCAAGCCUGCAUGCACGUCCAUUCAAAUACGUGUUAAACGCAUAUUUUCUGAUUGUUUAUACUGUAUUGCUAUAUGUCAGGUGCGUAUAUGAGGCUCUUGCAGAAAACUGUAAAUCUGGCCUCGCUGGCAGUGGCAAAUGCGAUGCUAACUGUCUGAUAGCAUGUGCAGUGUUGCUAAUGUUAAUGGAUCUUUGUAACGUUACAAGCUCGAUCCGGUUGCGGUUCUGGUUUUUCGACUGGCUUGCUUUGUGUUUAAAUGAGAUCAAUAUCGUGUUGUUGGAGUGAAACUAGUACACGGCUUUUACAUCACUGGUUCUGUUAUCAGAUCAACGUAUGACACUUUAGCUAGAGGCAUUUGCUAAUAGUGUUAACAGCUGAUCCCCGUAUUCACAAGUCUAUUCAUUCAACGAGCAUGACGGCAGAGAUGACCCUAACGAAAUAAAAACGCAUGAUCAAGUUUUGUCGUAUCACGCGGAUGGAGGAAAUGUUAUGGUUGUGUGCUAUUAGCUCGCAUCAAGUCCGGGAUAGGCCACGUCGACUGUGUGUGCGUUAAUGUAUUUGAUCUACUGGCACUGGCGUUGCGUGAAUGCAAACAAGGAAUACGUGAAAUCGCCAACUGUGCGGAAGGAACACAGAGUAAACGUCAAAAUUGUAGUUGUCACCAACUUCAGGACAUCUCAAGGUUGCCAUAAGCCGAACGGUUGAGAACCUCAAGGAGAUAAUGUGUUUUGUUUAAAUACUUGAAGGUAGACAACUUAGUUUGACGGUGACUACGGUACACGUAUUUUAACGCUCACGCAAAACCGGUGAUCGUAAUCUGUGCUUCUCUUCGAUUACACAAUGAUCGGGUUCGGUGCGAAUCGACGCGGAGGUCGCCUCCCGUCUUUCAUCCUGAUCGUGUUAUUGGUGAUUAUCGUCAUUGUGUCGUUUAACUACUGGAGCGUGUCCACUAAACACGGGCGGCUGCUGGACGAGCUGGCCGAGAUACAGACGCAGGUGAAGCGCACGGACGCGGCGCGCUCCCGCCUGGAGAAGAGAAACUCCGAGCUGAUGUUGCAGGUGGACUCGCACCGGAAACAGUUCGAACAGAAAGAUGGAGAUUACAGCGUGCUGGAGAGCAAAUUGCAGGCCAGGGAUGCGCUGCUGAAAUCCUGUACCGACGAAAAGAAUAAACUCCAAAUUGAUGUCAGUGCCCAGAUGUCAGAGAUUCACAGGCUCAAGGAGCAGGUGAAGGAGUUAAGACAGGAAGUCAUCCGACAGGAAGACCAGUUGAGGGAGGUGCGCAAAAACAGCACUAAUCUGGAGAAGAAACUGGAAUAUGAGAGCUUACAGUGUGGUCGUCAGAUAGCUGAGCUGAAAUCGGAGUAUGACGAGAGCAAGAAAAGAGUGGAGGAGGAGGCAGCAAAACUCAGACAGAGUUUGUUAGAAAAUCAUAAAGCAGAGGCAGGGGGUCGGCAGGUGGAUUUAGAACUCGACUCCAACAAAAGAAAAGAAAAUGAGGAUGGUGCAGAACACCACACAGAGGCUGUGCAGCAACACGAUGGCCAGGCUCUUAAAGAUGAGAUGGUUAAACCUGGUAGUGAUGCGGGCAUGCCUGGCAUUGAGGACAGUGAAGUAGGCAAGAUAGACGAUGCACAGUUUGCACUAAAGAAGCCAGCCAUCACACAGAAACAUAUGGAGCCCGCAGAGGCUGCGGCAUUGCUGAAGGAGGAGAGGGCAGGGCUUGGAGCUGGUGCUCUACCAGUGGAUGAUUUGGCCCGAGGGCAACCGUUGGAUCGACCGGACAUGCCCCAUGAUGAAAGUCUGCGUUUGGGGAACCAUGAGGGCCCCGUCCAGCAGCAGGUUCCGAAGCCAGUGGCUGACAAACCCAUGCUGUUUGAUGAAGACAAUAAGGUAGCCAUUAAGGCAGAUGAGUUUGGGGAGCAGCGCAGACAACUGGGAGCUCCUGAAGUUUUGAAGGCAGAGGGAGUUGGACUUCCUCCAAACCCUGCUCAAGUCCUGCCCAAACCCAUUGAUCCUCACAAUGGCAGGGAUCCUGUGCCUGCUGAACUUCCACGCCACCGUCAGAGCCGUUUCUUUGAUGAAAAUGAGUCCCCUGUAGAUCCGCAACACGGCAAUAAGCUGGCGGACUACAAUGGGGACGAUGGCAACGUGGGUGAGUAUGAGGCGGACAAGCAGGCUGAGCUGGCCUACAAUGAGGAAGAGGAUGGUGAUGGUGGGGAGGAAGACGUCCAAGGUGAGCCAGGGGCAUUGCGACUGCUUUGCUAUUCCGUCUCCUGUCACCCUCCCCUGUCCUGUUGCUGUGCUGCUUAUGUUAAGCCACCAGUUCAGUCAUUAUGGGCUCACACCAAGUACUGAGUAACUAUCAAUCCCAAUGCUUGUAAGGCAACAAUGUCUGUAGCCUUUUUGUUAUCAAUCGUAGGUCGGUUCGCUGAGAGCAUGUAAAGGAAGAGAGUGUGAUAUCUAACGCUUUUGAGCCAUGUUGUUGAGACUGAACUUCCUCCCAGCAUGCCUCAUUUGGCUCUCUUGUGUGUGCACUUUACUCUCCAGACUUAAUCACUGUCUUUACUAAUCAAUGUGCUUGUGUUUUGGAUGCAUGUAAAAAUCCAUCUUUUGAAUGCCAUUUGUUUCACACUGAUGUUCUAAUAAGAUGCAAAUUUGUCCAGUGAACACAACUCAUAGAGAACCAUUGUCUGGUCAUCUUGUUCAUAUUCCCAAGCUCCCUUUGCCACUUAACUCAUGUGUGAUGAUGGUUAACCAAUUUUCUCAGGUUACAUGCACACUGCAAAGUUUUGGAAGUGACAAAUGCAUUUAAAUGCAGAAGUCGCAUAAAUUAUUCUUCUAUGUACAAAAUACAGGAGUCCUACUCAGAAUUGUUUGGUUUACAAUGAUAAACAAAGCAAUACUUUGGCAUCCUGUGCAUGUAAAAAAGUAACUUGAGUAUCAUGAGUAGGAUGCUUGGUGUUGUUAAUAAGUAUUAACAACCGAGUGAACAAAUAUCUCCAAAGGUAAGUAGUUAGCAUUCCUGUUCAAUCACUGUACACUUUCUCAGACAUCAUGUUUGAAUUGCCCCUACAAUGUAGGGCUGACAGGAGUUGGAUAGAGAUGGUAUCAAAAUUAGCAAAGUGUGUCGAGACGUGCUCUGUACCUCAGUCCCAAAAGAGAGAAGUGUCACAUUAAAAUUUGAUUGUGAAGUGCUACACCCAUAGAGGUGUGGCCACCAUAUUUCAUUGCAGUGUGUACGUGGCCUCUCACUCCUUUUAGUUGAAAUAAUGCUCACUAGGGCUGCUCGAUUAUGACUAAAAACAUAAUCACGAUUAUUUUGGCCAAUAUUGAGAUCCCGAUUAUUUAACACGAUUACUCAUUAAUUUUUAAAACAACAUAGAAAAUAAAUAACUUUGCUUUUAAACUGUGAAUUCAAUUGAAAAAUAAAUGUAAAGAAAUAAUAGCACAGCUGAACCACUGUAAAAGAAGGGGGGGGAUGCGCUGUGGAUUUAUACCACGAGAAAAGAGAGGAUCCUUGCAAAAUGGAAUGUGGCACAAUAAUCGUUUUACCUCGAUUAUUUUGUUUUUGUAAUUGUUGAAGCCAAAAUUGACGAUUACAAUUAAUUUUCAAUUAAUUGCACAGCCCUAAUGCUCACCUAGUUGACGUUAGUUAGUAGUCAUUGUCGUGAAACUUGUUGUUCUCUAAUUUUUCAUACUUGUAUG
Molecule: messenger RNA, 3966 nt
Organism: Triplophysa rosa
Lineage: Eukaryota; Metazoa; Chordata; Actinopteri; Cypriniformes; Nemacheilidae
Gene: golm2
Product: golgi membrane protein 2
Exons: 9
Coding region: 1099-2616 (505 amino acids)
Source: RefSeq, a predicted model, not a curated record